This is a messenger RNA of Anguilla rostrata (American eel), 2239 nucleotides long. RefSeq lists its product as uncharacterized. The record is from RefSeq and is a predicted model, not a curated record. The coding region runs from base 1 to 1845 and encodes 614 amino acids. Lineage: Eukaryota; Metazoa; Chordata; Actinopteri; Anguilliformes; Anguillidae. The transcript has 6 exons.
AUGGCUCGAACAGCGGGCUGGGGGCCCUUUUUUUCCCAGGAGGUGGAGGGGGUCGACCGCCCGGUGCUGUACAUUAGCCGGAAGCUAUCACAGUGGAAGGCGAAGUACAGCAAAGUGGAAAAGGAGUGUCUGGUCAUCAAAACUCGCUUCCGCAGGCGAGGCCCCCCGCGGCGACGGAACCUCUCCAACCUUUGCUAUCCCUCAUUGACCUUCUGUGACAACUUCAUAGUCGCAGGAGGGCUAUGGAACUGCCAGUCUGCUACGUGGAAGGCUGACUUAAUUUUGGCCUACGCGUCCCUCCUCUCUCUACAUUUCCUUACCCUCACUGAGACCUGGAUCACACCAGGCAACACUGCAACCACUGCAGCCCUCUCCUCCUCCUUCUCCUUCUCUCAUACCCCCUGCCCGUCUGGCCAUGGUGGGGGCACAGAGGAUGGCACCCCACUGAUCCUCCUGGGAGACUUCAACAUCCACCUUGAUGUCUCCCACUCUGCAGUCUUCCUGCCCCUACUCCACUCAUUCGACCUCUCCCUGAUGCACUCCCCACCAACACACAAAGCUGGCAACCUCCUAGACCUGGUCAUCCUGAGGAAUUGCUCCUCCUCCGAUCCCACAGUGAUCCCUCUGCACCACACUCCUCCUCCCCCACCUCAGUCCUCCCUCGCUGCAGAUGACUUUGCGGUUUUCUUCAAUGAGAAGAUUGCAGACAUCCGCAGCUCCUUCACGUCCACCACCACCCUUCCCCACUCCCCCCUCUCUUCCGGCUUCAGACCUGGCCACUUGACAGAGACCGUACUCCUCUCGGUCAGUGAGUCGCUUCACGCCGCACAAGCAGCCUCCCAUUCGUCUGUCCUGAUCCUCCUCGACGUUUCUGCUGCCUUCGACACAGUCGACCACCCCAUCCUCCUGUCCUCCCUGGCAGCUAUGGGGAUCUGUGGCACAGCACUAGACUGGAUCGAGUCCUACCUCUCCGGUCGCUCCUUCCAAGUCGCCUGGGCUGGUGCAGUAUCGGCACCUCGCCCCCUUGCCACAGGAGUUCCCCAGGGCUCAGUCUUUGGUCCCCUCCUAUUCUCCCUGUACACCCAAUCUCUUGGUCCUGUAAUCUCUGCCCAUGGGUUGUCCUAUCAUUGUUAUGCCGAUGACACCCAACUCUUUCUCUCCUUCCCCCCCUCUGACACACAGGUCUCCGCUCGCAUCUCUGCUUGCCUGAGGGACAUCCAGAGCUGGAUGGAUAACCACCAUCUUAAGCUGAACCCAGGGGACACCGUGGUGUCAUCAUCACCCACCGCAAAAAACCUCGGAGUGGUGAUGGACAACAGACUGUCCCUCUCCCAGAACAUCACGGCGGUGAGUCGAACGUGCAGGUUCUUCCUGUACAACAUCCGGAGAAUCCGUCCCUUCCUCACCACCUACGCAACCCAGCUCCUGGUUCAAGCGAUGGUCCUGUCCCGCCUGGACUACUGCAACUCGCUGCUGCAACUCCAGAAUCCGCCAUCAGACCCCUGCAGCUCAUCCAGAAUGCUGCAGCGCGUCUGGUCUACAACCUCCCCAGACAUUCCCAUGUCACCCCCCUGCUCACUGACCUCCACUGGCUGCCUGUUAUGGCUCGCAUCAAAUUUAAGACCUUGGUGCUUGCAUACCAGGCAGCUAAGGGGUCAGCACCAGGAUACAUCCAGACGAUCAUCAGACCCUACACACCAGCCAGACCUCUCCGUUCUGCCACCUCUGGACGCUUGGAACCUCCCCCUCUUCGUGUCUGUACUUCCCGCUCGCGUCUGCUGUCUGUCCUGGCCCCUCGCUGAUGGAAUGACCUCCCCGUGGCGGUCAGAACAGCAGAGAAUUUGACUACCUUCAAACGCAGACUAAAGACUCAUCUCUUCAGGCUGCACCUCUCCCCACCCCUCCCUAGCCUAUAGUUUAGCUCAAUGUACCUAGUUAGGCUAAUACGAUCACGUUAGUUUUUAUUUGGCAGGAUUGUUUUUGUCUGAUUUUGAUUAGGCAAAUGUGAUUUCAGUGCUAGUUUGUACCUGGCAGGAUUGUUUGUUUGUUUGCUGAACAGGUUACCCUACAGGGUUGGAGUCCUGAUCUAUGUGGUCACUUCUGGCACUACGAUCUUUACUUCACUCUAGUGUGUUUCUUUUGUACCUCUGCACCUUGAACUAAUGCACUUGUUGUACGUCGCUCUGGAUAAGAGCGUCUGCUAAAUGCCUGUAAUGUAAUGUAAUGUAAUAUAUCUCAA